AUGGAACUUCAAAAUAGAGGAAGCCAAAUUUUGGUAAUUCGAAUUGAUCUUGGAAAUGGUGACCAAGACGAAAUAACAGUCUACGAAGAGGAUGAGCCAUCAGAGCUUGCUUCUCAAUUCUGUUUAAAGCAUAGCCUUGACGAAAGUGUUCAAUCCGCUCUCAGCAAUAUGAUCGAGCAUAACAUCGACCUCUUAAUUGAAGAAGAAAUGUCUAAAAAAGAAGACUCGAACAUUGGGGCUGAAAUGUAUAUAAAAGGUCUUCAAAUGAAAGAAAAAGUAAAGCAAGAAGUAGAAAAAGCAAGGAUCAAAAAUGAAGAAGACGAAAUGAAAGAAGCCACAUUUAAGCCUAAAAUCAAUUCAAGCAACAGCUUAAUUUUUAACAAAGCUAAACACCUGCAUGACUGCUUAAAAAGCCAAAUGCAAGAAAUAAAGGUAAAGGAAACGACGGAGCUCUCAUUUUCGCCAACUAUCAAUAAACACAGUAAAAAUAUUAUUGAGAAGAAAAGCAACGAAGAAGAUAAGUUUCUUGCACUUUAUGAAGAAGCAAAAGCAAGAGAUGAGAGGAAAAAUAAACUGACUGAAGAAUAGUAAUUUUUAUAUAGCCGAAAGCAAGUUUAUCCAUUCAAGCCUGAAGUUAAUGAGUUGCCAAGGAGCUAUAGAAGCUCCUCUGUGACCAAAAGGCCAUCUGAAGUUUCUAACCCGCCAAAAAGUUCUGAAAGAAUCCAGCAAAUAUUCCAAGAGCAACGAAUAAAUCGCUAUCUUUCACUUUUCCAGCUUAUGAAUCCUACUCCUGAAGGAAAAGUGACUUAUUUAACUAUAAGGUCUCAUAAAUUGCCUGAUCUUAUUGCAAAUAUAUUGUCUCCACUUUUGGAUGAACUUGAAGAAUCUUCUGAGGAAAUUGAUUUCACUGAAUUUUUGAGGGCAAUGGAUGCUUUAGUUUCAACCCUAGAUAGCACGAAAAAAGCAAUCCUUUUAGCACCUGGCCAACGGUGGGGUAAUCAAAAAAGCAUCGAAAAAGGAAAAAAUGCAAAACUUCCUAUGUAUGAAAGGCAGCUAUUAAAGCAAUUGAGAACGGAAGAAAAAAUCAAAGAGAAAAGGGAAAAUUUGAAUGCCCAGAAGAUGAAAGAAUGCACUUUUCAACCGCAACUUGUGAAGCGGGCUAAUAACUGUAGGUUAAUGACAUCAUAA
This is a messenger RNA of Blepharisma stoltei, 1188 nucleotides long. Lineage: Eukaryota; Ciliophora; Heterotrichea; Heterotrichida; Blepharismidae. The record is from the annotation of a GenBank genome assembly.